CAAACCCAUCCAGCAGGUUUGGUACCACAGUCUCCGCUCGGCGCCAUAUUAGACAGACGCUGGUGCGGAAGGUGGGGAAGGGGAGGAGGACUCCUCCUGAUAAGGGUACUAACCUAUACGCAAAAUACUUAUGGUUGACAAGUACUUGGGUAAACGUAGUCCCAGACUUGCUGCUUUCGUAGUUGUUGAGCACACUCGCCGGCAGAAAUGACUUCGUUGACUCAGAGGAGUUCGGGCCUCGUGCAGAGGCGGACCGAAGCCUCGCGUAACGCCGCUGAGAAAGACCGACCGUCCGGCCAAGAAGACCACGGGCCCCGGCGAGCGGAGGAUCAGGACGAUGAUGAUACCGGAGACUCCAAAGAAACACGUCUUACACUGAUGGAAGAAGUGUUGCUGUUAGGACUGAAGGACCGAGAGGGCUACACCUCAUUCUGGAAUGACUGCAUUUCAUCAGGGCUGCGAGGGUGCAUGCUGAUCGAGCUGGCCCUCCGAGGACGCCUUCAGCUGGAGGCCUGUGGCAUGAGGAGGAAAGGUCUGCUGGCCAGGAAGGUGAUUUGCAAGUCAGAUGCUCCUACAGGUGAUGUGCUCCUGGACGAAGCUCUCAAACAUAUCAAAGACACUCAGCCACCAGAGACUGUGCAGAGCUGGAUCGAGCUGCUCAGCGGAGAGACGUGGAACCCGUUGAAGCUUCAUUACCAGCUGAGGAACGUCCGUGAACGGCUGGCCAAAAACCUGGUGGAAAAAGGUGUCCUGACUACGGAGAAGCAGAACUUUUUGCUGUUUGACAUGACGACACAUCCCCUGACCAACAACAACAUCAAACAGCGCCUCAUUAAGAAGGUGCAGGAGGCUGUGCUGGACAAGUGGGUGAAUGAUCCUCAUCGAAUGGACAAGCGGCUCCUGGCUCUCAUCUUCUUAGCCCAUUCCUCUGAUGUUCUGGAAAAUGCCUUUGCCCCCUUGUUAGAUGAUCAGUAUGACCUCGCCAUGAAGAGAGUGCGGCAGCUGCUGGAACUGGAGCCAGAAGGGGAGAGCAUGAAGGCCAACACCAACGAGCUGCUAUGGGCUGUGGUGGCUGCUUUCACUAAAUGAGGGAACAGCAGGCAGUGGCACUGACGUGACAGUGGGGGUGAAAAUUACUCCUGACCCCGACAUUUUGACUUUAGUGACUUCUGGUACCAGACGCCUGGAUUUUGUGGCAUGGGCUGCCCUGUUUCCUCUUCCUGUUUCUUUUCCUUCCUGAUGAUUCUCUUUGAUGAUGCUCCAUGACCCUGUCUCUACCCUGCAUCAGUUGUGUUCACUUUCAUAAAAACUAAGCGUGGUUAAAUGCCACAUCACAUGAAGUGCUUGCUGAUGGUAUGGGUAGGCCUGAAAUCACUGAUUCAUAUCCUGUUUGUUUUUUUUGUUUUUGUUUUUUAAGAGUGGUACAGAUGUCACAGGUUAUCAACAAUGAUGUACAUGUGCACAGCAGCAGGAAAGUAAAAGGUUAGAUGAGCUGGAGUCUAAUUUAUUGGGAGUAACAUCUGUACUGGUCCACUCUGUGACUGUGGGCCACCAUCAGAUUGAGUUCCAGAUGCUUGCUCAGUUGUUGGGACACUAACUCCUGUUUGGUUUGGCUCUGUUGUGCUGCUGGCAUAGUUAGAAGUGAGUCACUGAAAACCAGUAUAAAUUUGAUCGUGAUGAUGAAACAUCUCCUACAAUACCAGUGUGGCCACCGUCGAGGCACGAGCACGGACCCGUACAUGAUGGAGCGAGCCUUGCAUCAUCAACGCACCCAGUGACGGACGAUGCUGUAGCACUGAAGCUAUCCUGGCUCCAUGUUCUUACUAACCCACAGGAUUUUGUUUUCAUUUGACACCAGUCUGUAGCUCUGUAACGUCACUGGUUUGUAUGGUCGUUUACAUGUUGGGAAUGAAGAAGUAAAACUUGAUGUAUAGCUCGCUCACACUUGGACCAGGCUUUUGACUAGAGAAGUGCAAUUUCAGCUCCAAUUUUGAACAACUUUGAGAACCCAUGAUGAUAAUAAACCAAGUUCCUCUCUGGUUUGCAAAAAUGCUGGCAUCAAGUGUUGAGAAGCCAAAAGUCAUUUCCCAUCAGGCUGUGGCAGUUUCCAGUUCAACGCAGAACAACAUCAGACACCAUAAAAGCAGCUAAGUGCUGUCGGCCUGGGGCGGCGCGCCCGUGUCGUCGUUAGCGCUGUGGUGUCUCGUGGUUGGCUGAGGCCUUUUGUGUGGACUUUGCAUGCUCUCCCUGUACUGCAUGGGUUUGCUCCAGCUAGUCCUCCCACAGUCAAGACAUGCAUGCUUGGGUAAAUGGUCAUUCUAAGGUGGUCAUGGAGAUGAUGUGCAUGAAGUGUACAGAAUAAAGUCCUGUGUGUAUGUGUGGUUGGUAAAGACUAGAGCUAUACAGAUGUGAGCGGUCUCGCUGUUCGUGGAGGAGUUCCUGUGGGAUUAACACGGCUGAUCGUGGACCAGGGCACGCUCCUGCAGAAGGUGCUUUGGAUUUGAGCUUCUGUUGUUUCUGUGCUGAUCAAAGGAGAAAUGUUCUCAAAAGUAGUUGAACAAAAACAGUUCUGAAUUAUUUGUAAUGAAAACAGAUUUUGGUGCAGGACUAAUAUCAGCCCUAUAAGGAGUUUGGAAAGAGCUGAUGACCUUCACAGACACACACCGGCUAAUGUUAGCACGCCAGGGUUAAAGCAGCAGGUGGUGGGACAGCGCCUUUUUACUCUGUUUACUAAGAAUCAAAUGUUCCACUUUGAUAGAGAAUAAACUCAGCAUCAGUGACGGCUACAGUUGGUACAUUCCCAACUAGAAUGACACAUUUCAGUGAGACAUGGUGCUGAAUGCAGGCUCCUCCUCCAGCAUGUGCUCACGCUGCCUGGUCUUGGGUGCAUAAAAUAAAAGUGUUCACUGAGUGAAACGAGCUCCGUCUGAUGACUCAUAAUCCACCUCUUCUCCAGUACAGGGAGACUCCAGGAACCUCCAAACAGCAAAGUCCCAAACUGACUGUUUACGUUACUCUGAUGCGAUGUACUGUCUGCACCACACAAGCUCAGCUUGGGAACCUGGACACUCCGUCUAAUCGAGAACGUCAUCUGAAAAGUAAGCAGGUUCCUUCACCAGUAACAACCACGGCACACCAAAAACAAAAGGCCUUAAGAACUGCACAAACUGAUUGCAUCAUGUUCAUCGAUGUGUAUCUUUAAUGCCAUUAUUUCUUCUUGGAAGCAGUUUUCAGUUUAAAUGAGUAUGAACCGUACCACUAUCAGUGGAAAGAGUGUGGGUCUGUGAUCUCAGUGAACCCACACAAGAUGUGCCCAGGAGUUCUGAGGUUAUUUUAACUUGGUGGACUAAUCCCAUUGUGAAGUCAGAGGGUUAAUCAGUAAAGUGUAACCUACAGUAUGUAAAUCAGAAGCUCUGUGUUUACAUCUUUGCCCACUGUGGUUCUCAGUGGAGCCGAUGUAGCCAUUGUCUCUACGUUUUAGCUGAACUCCUCAGAUUGAGCCGUCUGUUGGAUAGCUGGGUACACGUCAGGCUGUCAGAAGAAUCGAACCUCACAUUCUCCUAUUGAUGUGUUUGAAUUAGGCAUAAGUUUAUGGUUCGCUGUCAAAAUGUACAAAGCCUUUUCCUCAUGAACGUGAUGAAGGAUGUUGCUUAAUUAGGAUGACCUUCUUCUUUUCCAUAUCUAACAAGAGAAGAGACAUCAGGAGGCUUGUGCAUAAGGCAUGACAUGUUGCAGCAAAGUGAUGUGUGCUCUCUAAAUAAAGGGACCUCCAGUCUGUGUACUGUCCUGAAAACAGA
Molecule: messenger RNA, 3797 nt
Organism: Haplochromis burtoni (Burton's mouthbrooder)
Lineage: Eukaryota; Metazoa; Chordata; Actinopteri; Cichliformes; Cichlidae
Gene: golph3a
Product: golgi phosphoprotein 3a
Exons: 4
Coding region: 208-1089 (293 amino acids)
Biological process (GO): Golgi to plasma membrane protein transport; retrograde vesicle-mediated transport, Golgi to endoplasmic reticulum; Golgi vesicle budding
Cellular component (GO): cytosol; Golgi cisterna; trans-Golgi network
Molecular function (GO): phosphatidylinositol-4-phosphate binding
Source: RefSeq, a predicted model, not a curated record